Messenger RNA from Mugil cephalus (flathead mullet), 1906 nucleotides. Its product is annotated as E3 ubiquitin-protein ligase CHIP-like. Lineage: Eukaryota; Metazoa; Chordata; Actinopteri; Mugiliformes; Mugilidae. Gene Ontology annotation, molecular function: protein-folding chaperone binding; ubiquitin protein ligase activity. Gene Ontology annotation, cellular component: cytoplasm; Z disc. The transcript is spliced from 8 exons. The coding region runs from base 251 to 1120 and encodes 289 amino acids. Gene Ontology annotation, biological process: cellular response to misfolded protein; proteasome-mediated ubiquitin-dependent protein catabolic process; positive regulation of proteolysis. The record is from RefSeq and is a predicted model, not a curated record.
CCAGAUGACGUCACAUAUCAAAACAUCUGUCGGCUGCAUCGAUGCACAACUAGUAUCCAGCCCGUUACCUUACGUUUAUACGGAUACUUUUUGAUCAAUAUUGUCCAUUUUUUCAAAAAAAAAAAAAUACACAAGGUGGUUAUCAAGCAGAAAGCCCAGUUUCCGUCCUGCCCUGCUGUAUCUGAGCGUCAGGAUAGGGAAGCAAAGUGAAGCGGCGGCUGCCAGCGGCGCAGCGAGCCUGGUGGACAACAUGUCAGAAAGUCCAGAGAAGAGCGCCUCGGUGUCGGCUCAGGAGCUGAAGGAGCAGGGCAACCGGCUCUUCCUGACCCGCAAGUACCUGGAGGCUGCAGCCUGCUACGGCAAAGCCAUCACCCACUGUCCCUCCGUCCCUGCCUACUACACGAACAGAGCGCUGUGCUACGUGAAGCUGCAGCAGUACGACAAAGCGCUGGCCGACUGCAGGCAAGCGCUGGAGCUGGACAGCCAGUCCGUCAAAGCCCACUUCUUCAUGGGCCAGUGUCACCUGGAGAUGGAGAACUACGACGAGGCCAUCGGUAACCUGCAGAAAGCUUAUAACUUGGCCAAAGAGCAGCGGUUGAACUUUGGCGACGACAUCCCCAGCGCUCUGCGGAUAGCGAAGAAGAAACGCUGGAACAGCCUGGAGGAGAGGAGGAUCACCCAGGAGAGCGAGCUGCACGCCUAUCUCACCAAACUCAUCCUCGCCGAGAAAAAGAGAGAGCUGGAGGGCUGCGGACAGAAAGAGGACAAGACCGACGGCGGCAGGAUUCAACACAACCUCAACGAGAUCCACACAAAACAUGACAAGUACCUGUCAGACAUGGAGGAACUGUUCUGCCAGGUAGACGAGAAGAGGAAGAAGCGCGAGAUCCCGGACUACCUGUGCGGAAAGAUCAGCUUCGAGCUGAUGAGGGAGCCGUGCAUCACUCCCAGCGGCGUCACCUACGACCGGAAGGACAUCGAAGAGCAUCUGCAGAGAGUCGGCCAUUUUGACCCGGUGACGCGCACUCCUCUGACCCAGGACCAGCUCAUCCCAAACCUGGCCAUGAAGGAAGUGAUUGAUGCUUUUGUGAUGGAGAACGGGUGGGUGGAGGACUACUAACUGAUGAGGAUGUUGAUCAAGUCCAACCAGCGGCGUGUUCGUUCUCGCCUCAGGUGUCACGUGGAACCGCGAACACCUGAGAUCACUUUAAGUAAACGCUUGUUUUAGAAAUGCACAUCUGUUUUAAUCCAGACUGAGCUGUGUUGUCGGACAUUAUUGAAUCCUCUCCGUUGAUAAAAACCUCAGCAUUCACGAUUAUCAGUUAAUGUAGUUUUCUGUGACACAGCUCUGAGAAUCAAACUGCCCACUACAAUCACUGAAAUACAGCAAAAUAAUCUUCGCUGUAUGGCACAUAAAAAGCUUAACAAGUGUAAAUAGAGAUAAAUGUUGUGUUUGCUGGCAAACGGAAAAGGCGGGAAAUUGUAAAACUUUGUACGAAAAGGACGAAGUCAGUGGAAGAAAGGACCAGUCUUUGUUCUACGUAUUGAUCAGUGAGUUUAAAACAUAUUCGUGAGUUUGUUUUUUUUUUUAUUAUUAUUAUUAUUAUUAUUUGUGCUUCUGACUUUUUAAGCAGUUUGUUGACGUCAUCUGCGGUUGCUUAAACAUUUGUAUGCGGGGGUGUUUUCAUUUAUUUUAACCGUACUAUAUUUGCUAUUUAAAUGUUUAAUGUUUAAAAGUGACUCUGCAGCUUUAAAACAAUCAAUUUAAAAGGUUUCUGCAUAUAUAUAUGUAUAUAUAUACAUAUAUAUGUAUAUGUCACUGACAACUCAAAAGAGCAGAGUUCAGACUGAGGCGACAGCAAAAUGUUGAAAAUGUUCAGACACAAUAAACUUUCUGUGUUUUCUA